AUGCCGCAAGUAGCGCUGAGUCCGGAGAUUUGCCGGAUGCUGGAGCAAGCUCCCGGGCUGACAUCCAGAAAUGCCCCCAAUGAAGCCGAAAAGGCAAAGCCAGAGGCGGACGCGGCCUCGCCGCCGGAAGUGCCGGAGUCCUCGCCGAGGCCGAAGUCUGAAUCUAAGCCGAAGCGAAAUCGACAGGUGUCCAACACGGAUGAAGACCUGGACGUGUGGAUUCACAGCCAGUAUUAUGCAAGCGGAGGUCAGAAAAAGAAAGCUUUGCAAGCUUUGUCUAGACACCAGACCGGGACGAGCGUUCAUCAAGUGCCUGAGGUUCGCAAGAUCAACUCUUGCACCAGCCGCUUGGGAGUGAAGCUGGAAUAUUUCCGGGAUCACACCGACGAGGUGGAGUCAUUGAUGAGAGUUGUAGAGGAGGGCUUCAUGUAUCAAGAGACCUCGUGCGGCGAGCCGCUGGUGAAUGUCGCGAAGCUACGAUCUCGUGGGCUGAAAGUGAAGGAGACAGAUCUGGAGAGGGGAGGCCGUCCCCGGAGCCAAGCUUCCGGAAGGACCUCGCCGACGCGAGCCUGCACUCCCAGAGACGUGAGAACUCCCCCGCCAUGCAGCGCGGGCCGGCUCCGCGAAGUGGUCCUGCGAGCCCGGGACGCAGAACUCGAGAGACGAGUCGACCAGGCCCUCCGCAUACGCUCGCGGCAGACGCGGCAUCUCAGGGCCCAAAGGGAGCGGCCUUGGCUCUCUUUCCUCCUCGUCGCUUUGAGUUGCAAGCUCUUGCAAAAGCUGGUCACGGUCCAUCGUCAGAUUCGCCACGCAGUCUGCGGCGUCGAGGACAAUGGUAGAGACAGCAUCCAUGCGAUCAGGGUGUACCGAGACGACUUCAAGCAAAUCUGUUUGGAGCAGGGGGAGGACUUGAGCUUGUUCACAAAACGGCAUUUUGAAGCUGUGCAGACUCAUGUAACCCACCUCUGUGACUUGGAGUUGCGGCGGCGACGGAGUCUGUCGAUCUGGACAGCCUGGAAAAGAACGCUGCGACUUCUCGUUGUGUACAUACGUCUCCGACGUCCGCUGCGGAAAGCCGCUGCGGCAGAGGCACUGAAGAGCUUCAUUGGCGCAUCCGCCCGUGCGUACUUGCUGCGGCGUGCUGUGAAGCACUUUGUGCGCUCGGUCCUGCUUGUGCAGAAGGCCAUGCGACAUCAAGCUCGCAUCUUUAAGACGAUACAAAACUACAUCUUGAAGCCGUACUUGUGGUGUGCAGAGACUCUAGCACUUUGCGACACCUGCCGCGUACGCAAGGCUGAGGCCAGCGCACGAAUCGAGGCCUUUUUGGAGGAGGCCGAUGUGGAACGCUGGAAGGACGAAGUGAAGCAGAUGAUGCUGCAGAGAACCCGGGCAUGGCGUGAAGACUACGCCAAUGCACCUUUACCUGGGCGAGCGACUCUCCCGGAAGACGAUUCCAUAAUUCUGCCCGCCCAAUCAGAAGUUCGACAACAGAUGACCCUUGCAGCGGCGACGCUUGUUGAUUCCCGAGCGUCGAAGCGUCUCAGAAAUUCUGACCGUGACCGCGCAGCUCAGAGCGAUGUCAUGAGCCGGACACCGAGGAAGACACUGGCCUUCAGCAAGCAUUUCGAUGCCAUGGAUCGCUUGCGACUGGACUCCAGAGAGCGAGAUGAAAUUGCGCGGAAAGUGCUUCUGCGGAUCAUCGACACCUGGUGGAAUUCUAUGUGCUUCUAUGGGGUGCAAGCAGAGAGAUCGAAGAACGAUUGGAUCAGUUGGCGUAAGGAGGUACUGCGACAUGGCUCACUGGACUCGCGGGCACCCGACCCACCUGACGUAUUGGUCUGUCCUGAGAUUUCCUUCUCUCAAGCUUACAUCUGGUUGCAGAAAGAGAUGUUGGAAGAAAGUGAAAUGAAGUCUCACCGAAACCACCGAUUGUGCGUGGCCGACUUUCGCUGCGAAGCAGCCGUUGUGCUGCAGAUGCCAAAGAGUGGCAUGGCAGUGACUGCGCCUGUCGGCCACAUCGUCCUCUCGGAUGUUGAUGGGUUUGAAAGAGACGGCAAACCCACAGGAACAUUCAGCGCCUCUGCGGCGAAUGCCAAAGGCGAUCACACUGGAUCAAGUAUGUUUGGCAGCUGGCUACGUGACAACUGCAUCAUUGCUUGGGGCUUGUUUUAUACCGACCCAGAGGGGCCGGGCUCGGAUGACGCGGUCGCCUGCCUCACCUGCAUCGCGCGGUUCCUGUUGAAAUACCAAAGCCACAAAAUGGAGAUGGUUAUCAACGGUUUGAAGGAUGUCAAGGGGGACGAGAAGACCUGGAUGGACCGACCUCAUAUCCGUUUCAUUGGCGAGACCGGCCUCGAAGAUCCCAAGUGGUACAACCAUAAGCAGAACGAUGCUUUGGGCUACUUCAUGUGGGCUCGAACCCAGCUGGCCUGGCACAAGAAAUUGCCUUUCGAUGGAGAGCACCUCAAACUCAUGGGACAGCUCUUCGACUACCUGCGGGCGAUUGAGUGCUGGGAAGAUCUAGAUGGAGGCCAUUGGGAGGAGCACUCUGCAGUGCAUGCAUCCUCCGUUGGGCCUCCGCUGGCAGCCGUGAAACUCUUCAAGAAGGUAGCUGCCAGGGAUGGUUUCUUGCCGCCAUGCAAGAGCGACACCUUGGAUGUCUUGGAAUCGAACCUCCAGUCGGCGCUGGGAAAGAUUUUGCCGAAUGAGAUCAUUUUCCCCACGGACUUGGCGAGAGAUUCCGAUUCUGCGACGGUGUUCCUGGCAUAUCCUUUGGAGGUGGUUGAUGACGCAUCAGCACUCCAAAUCAUGGAUCGACUGAAGAAGGUCAUGGGCCACAUCGGUAUGUGCCGCUACCGGAAGGAUAGCUACUGGUGCAAGGACUACAAGGAGAAGGUCGGUGAUGACCCGACAAAGCAUUUCACGGACGAGGAGCUGAAAGAGAGAGACAGGCUGCUGAAGGAAGGCGAGGAAGCCCAGUGGUGCUUAUUCGAUCCGAUGGUUAGCGCCUUUUACGGCCGCAUGUACCAGAAGACGAAGGACUCCAAAUACUUGAGUCUGCAGCAGCUUUUCCUUGCAAGGUCGCUCGCGGCGAUAACUGGAGAUUCUUGCCCGUACGGCCCAUGGCACUGUGCAGAGGCGUACUAUCUGGAGAAGGACACGUGGGUCCCGAAUGAUGACACGCCGCUGGUUUGGACGCAGUGUCCCGGAUGGCAAAUUGUCCCACGAUUUCCCAAGUAG
Molecule: messenger RNA, 3240 nt
Organism: Symbiodinium sp. CCMP2592
Lineage: Eukaryota; Dinophyceae; Suessiales; Symbiodiniaceae
Source: the annotation of a GenBank genome assembly